Arabis nemorensis is the source of this 1824-nucleotide messenger RNA. The record is from the annotation of a GenBank genome assembly. Lineage: Eukaryota; Viridiplantae; Streptophyta; Magnoliopsida; Brassicales; Brassicaceae.
AUGGAAGCAACAAGAAUGGGUUUUGGUCCUAGAAAUCUCUCUCGUCUUCACAACGUUCCUCUCUGUCUCAAGACUAACCUCUCUCUGUUUCCUCGGCGUUGGCUUCGUAAGCACACUCUUUCCCUGAAACCGGAAACACGACACCAUUUGGUUUGUGUUAGGGCUACUAUGAGUAGUGAUGAUCUUGAGAGAACUCGCCCCUUGGCACACUUUUCUCCCACCAUUUGGGGAGAUCACUUCCUUUCUGUUCCCCUCGACCUCGCUGUAUUUGAUGAACUAGAGAGAGAGAUUGAAACUACAAAGCCGUUGGCGCGAGACAUGCUCAUGUCUUCUCACAGAAGCGACAAGGAGAAGAUUCGUCUCAUCCAUUUGCUUAUCAGCCUCGGGAUAUCUUAUCAUUUUGAUAAGGAGAUCCAAGAGAUCCUUAACCACAGUUUCACAAAGCUGGAUGAUAUAUUAGUCCGGGAAAAUGAUUUGGAAACAAUCUCCAUUAUGUUUGAGGUCUUUAGACUAUACGGCCAUAAGAUGUCUUGUGAUGCGUUUGAUAGAUUCAGAGGCAAAGAUGGAAGGUUCAAGGAGUGUCUAGCCAUAGAUGUUAGAGGAAUGCUACAAUUGUUCCAAGUAGCGCAUCUCGGGACACCUUUUGAAGAUAUAAUGGACGAAGCGCUGAGUUUCACACGCAAUCACUUGGAGUCUUUGGCAGGUGGUAAUGUGUCCAGUGAUAUUCCUCAUCUCAUCAAGCAUAUAAAAAAUGCAUUAUAUAUACCUCGAUACCAUAACACACCAGUACUAGUGGCAAGAGAAUAUAUAUCUUACUACGAACAAGAAGAAGGUCACGACGAGAUCCUGCUCAAGCUUGCAAAGCUUAACUUCAACUUUUGCCAGCUUCAUUACAUCCAAGAGCUCAAAAUUCUCACCAAAUGGUGGAAGGACUUAGAUCUUGGAUCUAGGCUACCUUAUGUUAGGGAUAGACUCGUGGAGAGCCAUUUGGUGUCUUUGGGGCCGUACUUCGAGCCACAAUAUUCACUUGGGAGAAUCAUAGUGGCUAAAAUCAACAUGAUCGUGGUUGUUGUUGAUGACACAUAUGAUGUUUAUGCUACACUUGCGGAAGUUACAGCUCUUACAGAAUGUUUGCAGAAGUGGAGUGUUGGUGCCAGUGAUAAACUACCAGACUAUUUGCAAAUCGUCCUUGAAAAUGUGUUCCAAGUCAUGGGAGAUAUUGAACGGGAAAUGAGACCGAAAGGAAGAUCCUACGGCGUGAAACAAGUGGUAGAGAAGACCAAGAUUCUUGCCAAGUCAUACGAAGAGAUCGCAAAGUGGGCACGGACGGGUCACGUAGUAACCUUUGAUGAGUACAUGAAGGUUGGGUUAAAAACAGGCGCAAUGGGUGAUUUUGCAGCAUACUCCUUUAUAGGUAUGGAAGAUAUCAACGAGAAGGAAGCUUUCGACUGGCUCAAUUCCGAACCCCUAGUCAUCAAAACUCUUAGUUUAAUCUUCCGUCUAGCAAAUGACGUAGGAACCUACGAGACCGAGAUGAGAAGAGGAGAGGUGGCUAAUGGGCUAAACUGCUACAUGAAACAACAUGGAGUCACCAAGGAAGAGGCAUCCCAAGAGUUACGUAAAAUGUAUAGAGAGUACUACAAAGUCGUUAUGGAGGAGUUCAUCAACACACAUGAUCAUGUGCCUCGCCAGGUUCUUCUCAGAUGCCUCAACAUUGCACGUCUCUUCGAUGUGUUCUACCGAGAGGGUGAUGGAUACUCUGAUCCCAAAGGCAAGAUUGAGCACUUUAUGACCUCCUUGUACGUCCACCCAAUACCCCUUUAA